Molecule: messenger RNA, 2985 nt
Organism: Choloepus didactylus (southern two-toed sloth)
Lineage: Eukaryota; Metazoa; Chordata; Mammalia; Pilosa; Megalonychidae
Gene: ZNF146
Product: zinc finger protein 146
Exons: 3
Coding region: 1119-1997 (292 amino acids)
Biological process (GO): regulation of transcription by RNA polymerase II
Molecular function (GO): DNA-binding transcription factor activity, RNA polymerase II-specific; RNA polymerase II cis-regulatory region sequence-specific DNA binding
Source: RefSeq, a predicted model, not a curated record
AGACUUCUGGGAGUACUUCUUCGCCCUUGAAGUGCGCAGGCGCAGCGCUCGGAGUGGACAUUUUGGUCUUUGUCCGCGGGUCAGUCCUUCCCCUGGGUCCACGUGGCGCGAAAGUAGGAGGGCAUCCUUGUGCAUCCUUGGAAACUGCACCUUCCUCGUCCUUCAGAUCAGGCUCAGCCUGAGUUCUAGGAUGGUAGUUUGUCCCCAGCAUUAACAUUCUAGUGCUGUGUCAUUUCCCUGUUAGCAGGUUAUAAAUGACCAAAGUCCAUGUGAUCCUCCAUUGAAGCAGGAAGACAAGCCUGGAUGGUGGAGAAGGAAGUGGAAAUAAACUCUGUCCAGAAGAAGCCUAAAGAAGAUAGUGAGCAGAUAGAGAAGCAAGAAGAUUUGGGAAGCAAGUUGCAUCCAUCUCCAGUAAAGAACAGACUGAGGAAAAGGCAAUGAAUAUAAGAAAUUUGGAAAAAUACUUCCUCUGACCUCAGAACUUUUUUUUUUUUUAAGUCAACCCCUCUUUGAACUCACCCAGUAAGAGUUUGAAAUGAAUGAUGUUGUGUAGGAAAGAAUUAUCUUUUUAAUUAGUUAUAUUCUGCAGCCACAGCUUACCCAUUGUGGUAAUAACCCCCCAUAAAGUGUAAAUCUGUGAAAAUGUCCUACGGUAAAAAAAUUUGAACCCCACUGAUAACAGAGUAUUCAUACUGAAGAGAAACCCUAUGAAUUUACUGAAUUUGGGAAAACUUCUUUCAUUCACAUGUCAUACUUCAUUAAAUGUAGAAGCCAUGCUGGAGAGAAACCCUGUGCUUCUAAGGAAUAUUGAAAUGCCUUUAUCUAGAUAACAAAUCUCAUUGAUCAGAAGAAGAUUCAUACUGGAGAGGAAUCAGUGAAUGUAAUGAAACUUCACUGAGCAUUAGAAAAUUUAUACAAGAGAGAAACCUUUGAGUAUACUGAAUAUGAUAAAGUUUUCUCUUGAAUCUCAUUUCUUACUCUACAUUUGAAAGGUAAAAUGGUAAAAAUCUUAUAAAUAUAAGAAAUGUGGAAAAAUCUUAAGCCAAAAGUAAAUCCUCAUUCAUCAAAAAAUUCAUACUGGAGAGAAACCUUGUGAAUGUGGGUAAGCUUCCAUUCAGAUGUCAAACCUCAGUCAAAAGAGAAUUUAUAGUGGGGGAAACCCCUUUGUCUGUAAGGUAUGCGGGAAGGUUUUCAGCCACAAAUCAAACCUCACUGAGCAUGAACAUUUUCAUACUAGAGAGAAACCUUUUGAAUGUAAUGAAUGUGGAAAAGCCUUUAGCCAAAAGCAGUAUGUCAUUAAACAUCAGAACACUCAUACUGGAGAGAAGCUUUUUGAAUGUAAUGAAUGUGGAAAAUCCUUCAGCCAGAAGGAGAACCUCCUUACCCAUCAGAAGAUUCACACUGGUGAGAAGCCAUUUGAGUGUAAGGAUUGUGGAAAAGCUUUCAUUCAAAAGUCAAACCUCAUCAGACACCAGAGAACUCACACAGGCGAGAAGCCCUUUGUAUGUAAGGAAUGUGGGAAAACCUUCAGUGGCAAAUCAAACCUUACUGAGCAUGAGAAAAUUCAUAUUGGAGAGAAACCCUUUAAAUGCAGUGAAUGUGGCACAGCUUUUGGCCAGAAGAAGUACCUCAUAAAACAUCAAAACAUUCACACUGGAGAGAAACCCUAUGAAUGUAAUGAAUGUGGAAAAGCCUUCUCUCAGCGAACAUCGCUUAUUGUACAUGUGAGAAUUCAUUCAGGUGAUAAACCUUAUGAAUGCAAUGUAUGUGGAAAAGCCUUCUCUCAAAGCUCAUCCCUUACGGUGCAUGUGAGAAGCCAUACAGGUGAGAAACCUUAUGGCUGUAAUGAAUGUGGGAAAGCCUUCUCUCAGUUUUCAACUCUUGCUCUACAUUUGAGAAUACACACAGGCAAGAAGCCUUAUCAGUGUAGUGAAUGUGGGAAAGCUUUCAGCCAGAAGUCACACCACAUUAGACACCAGAAAAUUCAUACACAUUAAAAACCCUAAGAAUACCUUUAAGGUGUGAAAUUUUUUGUUGUGAAUUUAUAUCUCACAGCACAUCAGAAAUAACCAUUCUGAAUCAAAGCAUCCUGAAUGAGGAAAAUAAAAGCUAAAAACUUAUGGGACACCAGAGGUUACAACGUACUGAAGAGGACAUUUUGUGACCAACAAAAAACCUAUAGCAAACAGCAAUGGUAAUGCUGAAACUUUAGAAGCAUUUCCACUAAAAUUGGUGAAGAAGAAACAUCAUUGCUAUCAGCAUAGAUCUGGAGAUCCUAACCAAUGUUAUAUAUAAAACAUUGUGUUGUGUUGGAAAGCAAGAGACAGUACUAGAUAUCAUCUACAAAUAAUAUAAAAUUCUUGUGGUAUUGAUGCGGCAGAAAAGAAGUGAGCCCAGAAACAGACUCACACACUUAUUAGAAUUUGGAAUAUUAUAGAAAUGGCAUCAGAAAAUGAUGAAGUUAUGGGACUAUUUUAAAAAUAGUUUGAAGUUAUUUUGUUGUCCAGGGAAGCAAUAAACCAUAUACAAAAGUAAAAUGCAAAGGGGUUAAAAACAAGAAUAUGAAAAAGCUAUAUACUUAAACAAUCUUGAGAUUAGGAGAGUGUUACUUCAAACAAAUCCAAAAUGCUUAGCAAUUCUCUGAGUAUAUACUCAGGAACUAUGUAUCAGGAGGAUAUUUACUGUGGCAUGAUUUGUAAUAGCCAAAAAUUGGAAACAAAUACCCAUCAGGAAUGAAAUGGAAAAUUCUUGUGAUGGAAUACUGCUAUCUAUAAAUUGCAACAUAGGAGAAAUGCACUGACAGAGAAAGGUCAUGUUGAAAAAUCAUGUUGAGAGGGAGAACUCAAAUUGCACAGUGAUACAUAUAGUACAAUGAAAUUUUUGUAAAUUUGAAUAAAGACUUCCCUCAUGAAAUUCAGUAGUAUAUAUUGCUAAUGGAUGCAUAUUGUAUGUAAAUAUUUCUGAAAUGGAUUGGAAGGAUACAGA